Meyerozyma guilliermondii ATCC 6260 is the source of this 495-nucleotide messenger RNA. RefSeq names its product Sdh4p (gene SDH4). Gene Ontology annotation, cellular component: mitochondrial envelope; membrane. The record is from RefSeq and is a predicted model, not a curated record. NCBI's taxonomy places the organism in Eukaryota, Fungi, Ascomycota, Pichiomycetes, Serinales, Debaryomycetaceae. Gene Ontology annotation, biological process: tricarboxylic acid cycle; mitochondrial electron transport, succinate to ubiquinone. Gene Ontology annotation, molecular function: heme binding; ubiquinone binding. The transcript has a single exon. Bases 1 to 495 code for a protein of 164 amino acids.
AUGAUAUCCAGCUGGCGAUGUAUUGGACUCUCUGGUCCUGGUUUGAGCAGAUCUUUGGCUGCUUCUCGAAGCCUCUCGUUAAAGCCUAACUUCUCCAAGUUGAAAAAAAUUCCCCAGCCACCUGGUUUCGUGGUGGGAACAGUCAACGAUGCAUACGUUCAUCCCACUCCAAACCACUAUGAAGGAGGAUACCACUGGACAUACGACCGGGCGAUUGCCAUUGCCAUGGUUCCGAUGGCGUUGACUCCUUUUGUUGCUGGCGUUGAAUAUCCGAUUAUAGAUACCAUGUUUUGUUGUGGACUCUUAUUCCACUGCCAUAGUGGUUUCAAGUCUUGUAUCAUUGAUUACAUCCCAAGACGAGUAUACGGCGUUUGGCAUGGACUUGCUUCCAAGUUGUUGGCACUUGGAACGGCGGUGGGACUUUACGGGAUAUACGUUCUUGAAACCGCCAAUAAUGGUCUCUUUGACUUGGUCAAAUCCGUGUGGUAUCUGUAA